Planococcus citri (citrus mealybug) is the source of this 4260-nucleotide messenger RNA. It is a transcript of the gene flfl, whose product is annotated as serine/threonine-protein phosphatase 4 regulatory subunit 3 flfl. Gene Ontology annotation, cellular component: protein phosphatase 4 complex; nucleoplasm. NCBI's taxonomy places the organism in Eukaryota, Metazoa, Arthropoda, Insecta, Hemiptera, Pseudococcidae. Gene Ontology annotation, biological process: protein dephosphorylation; DNA damage response. Gene Ontology annotation, molecular function: protein phosphatase activator activity. The coding region runs from base 387 to 2771 and encodes 794 amino acids. The record is from RefSeq and is a predicted model, not a curated record. The transcript is spliced from 16 exons.
GUAAGUUUCCAAAAUGGUUGAAAAUGGCCGCAGUAUUGGAAGCGUAAUAUGUAUUAUGUGAUGUGAGUAAAUUUAUUAUUAUCUAAGCGUUGCAUGUAUUGUCGUUAAAUUAAUUAAAAUCGACGCAUGUAGUGUUUUUUGUGUCUGAAAUGAUUCACCUAUCGUGCAAGUUAUGAUUAACAUGUGUAUUUUUCGUAUAAAUUAUCUGUAUUAGGUGAAUAAAUAUUUCGCGAAAAAAUGAAUUGUGUUUUGUCAGUUUGAAAAAUAAUUAUUUCAAAUAUUGUCGGCGAGUAACUGCAAGCGAAGAAGGCAAACGAAAUUCAUGUCUUUUAAAGAAUUAGAUGUAACUGGCCGUAAGUUUUGUUGCAUAAUCUUAACGCGGUGUGAUGACAGAUACACGAGAUAUUCGCCGGCGAGUAAAACUCUAUGCAUUAAAUGCCGAGAGACAAUGGGAUGAUAGAGGCACCGGACACGUAUCUUCUACUUACCUUGAUCGGCAUAAAGGAGUUUCUCUGUUGGUCCGCGCCGAAACCGAUGGAUCUCUUCUAUUGGAAUCAAAAAUCCAACCAGAUACGGCGUAUCAAAAGCAGCAGGACACGUUGAUCGUUUGGUCCGAAGGUGAUAACUUCGAUUUAGCUUUAAGUUUUCAAGAAAAAGUUGGUUGCGAUGAAAUAUGGGAAAAAAUUUGUCAGGUUCAGGGGAAAGAUCCAUCAGUUGAAGUUACGCAAGAUAUCAUCGAAGAAUCUGAAGAUGAGCGGUUCGAUGACAUGUCCGAUACUACUCCUCCCAUCGAAUUACCCCCUUGCGAAAUCGGUCAUCUAGAAGAAAUCAAAGAACUAACGGUAUCAUGUUUGACAUCGGCGGUAAGAAAAGAGAAAUUAACGGAAGCCAUCGAGAACGACAGUUACAUUAGAAAAUUACUAAAUCUAUUUCGUAUUUGCGAAGAUCUCAAUAACGUUGAAGGGCUGCAUUAUUUAUUCGAUAUUUUCAGAAACAUAUUUUUGCUGAAUAAAAACGCUCUGUUCGAAGUAUUAUUUUCAGAUGAAUUGAUAUUCGACGUGAUUGGGUGUCUAGAAUAUGAUCCGUUGUCUCCGGAACCCAAGAGACAUAGGCAAUAUCUUAAAUACGAAUCGAAGUUUAAAGAAGUGGUUUCCAUAUCGAAUCCGGAAUUGCUGGCAAAAAUCCAUCAAACUCAUCGAGUGCAGUAUAUCCAAGAUGUGGUCUUACCAGCACCUUCGAUGUUCGAAGAUAACAUGUUAUCUGCGCUAUCUAGUUUUAUAUUUUUCAACAAAGUGGAAAUUGUUACCAUGAUUCAAGAAGACGAAAAAUUUUUGCCAGAUUUGUUAAGCAAGCUGACCGACGAAAGUACUCCGGACGUAAAACGAAGGGAUUUAAUACUCUUUCUAAGAGAGUAUUGUAAUUUUUCACAAACGCUGCAACCUCAAGGAAAAGAAUCCUUUUACAAAACGUUAUCGUCGUUGGGUAUUUUAUCAGCGCUAGAAAUCACGUUAUCGUGCGAUGAUCCGCAAACGAAAAACGCUUCGUUGGAUGUGCUAACGUAUAUAACAGAAUUUUCUCCGUCCGUUGUUCGAGAGUACACGUUGUCCCAAGUGAACAACACCGACGAUCACGAUUCCAUGCUGGUAAACGUCAUUAUCGAACAAUUGAUUUGCGAUAACGAUCCGGAAUUGGCCCGCGCCGUACAGCUUAUGUCCAAUCUUAGAAUAUUAAUCGAUCCCGAAACGAUGCUUCAUAUGAUCAAUAAAAGCGAAAAGACGGAAUUCCUCUCGUAUUUUUACAAACAUAGUAUACAAUUGUUAAUAGCUCCGUUGCUGGCCAACACAUUGUUCGAUUUUCCUAUACGAGAUGAUUACGCAACCGUUCAACUGCUCGCGUUAAUUUUGGAAUUGUUGACUUUCUGCGUGGAACAUCAUACGUAUCAAAUUAAGAAUAUCAUCUUGAGUAAAGAUUUACUGAGACGUGUGUUAAUACUAAUGAACUCUAAACACAAGUUCCUAGUUUUGUACGCUUUAAGAUUCAUGAGAAAGAUCAUCGGAUUAAAAGAUGAAUUUUAUUAUCGUUAUAUUAUCAAAGGCGAACUAUUCAAACCGGUUAUCGACUCUUUUCUCAAUAAUAAGGGGCGUUACAAUCUUUUAGAUUCCGCUAUUUUGGAAAUGUUCGAGUUUAUCAAAGUGGAGGAUAUUAAACCAUUGUACACCCAUAUUAUUGAAACUUACGGUAAACGAUUAGAAGCGGUCGAUUAUGUACAGACAUUCAAAAGUCUUAAAGUGAAGUACAAUCAACACAUGGAGAGGAUAAAAGAUCGAGAUAAAAAUAACACAAGCUUAGACAGCGUACCUUCAAUUAUGCGUGCAAAUCGCUACAGACGUGAUCAAAGGCAGCUAGACGAAGAAGAAGAGAUGUGGUUCAACGAAGAUGAUGAUUUCGAUGAAGGCGAAGCCGUCGUACCGGCUACCAAUUCUAGUUUAAUUAAUAAAAAAUUGAAUAGCGAGUUGGAAGCCAUUGGUAAAAGUAUCGAUAAAAAAGCCGAAGCGAAUAAUGCAGCCAGAAUAUUUACAAAUAACGCUAAAAAUUCGUCGGCCAUCAAUAACAACCUAGCUGCGACGGGUGCAUUGAGUGUAACACAAGUUGAUAACAAGUGUUCGGUGAAUUUAUUCAAAAAGGCCCUAGUUGAUUACGAAGGUGACUCGGACGACGAGGAAGACGACGAAAACGAUUUAUUAAACGCAAAACGAGCGCGUUUCACUUGAACAGAGAAGUUUUUAUAUUAUUUGGGUUUUUGUUUGUUUGCAAAAUUCAAAAGGAAUAAACCGUUGUGUACUUUAAAAACGCCAUCGACGAAAAUCGAGGUUUAUUUUGUUUGUAGUAUCGAUCAAUAUUAAUCUAACAGGUGUACCUAUUUUGUAGAAAUGAAAAAUUCGAUAAUACAAACCGACGUCCACAUCACAUACGAAAAAAAUUCGAGUUUAAACGCGCUGUUUGAACUACUUAUACUAUGUAUUGAUGUAAGCGGAAGAUUUUAACUAGAUGACUUCGAAAUUGAACCUUUUUCAUUAUUGAUUAGUUUUUUCUCUUUUUUUGAGGGAGGAGGGGAGGGGGCCACCACCUAAACGAUUUAGCUAUGCUUUUUUUCCGGAUAUUUUUCUUGUUGAAGGUACUUUAUUUAAUUUGUAAUCGACGAUUGUUCAAAUUCUUUCUGUGCGAAGACGCGAGCAAAAUUUACCGAUGUGAAAUUCAUUUUUUGUGUGUGUGUGUUUUUUUCCUAUCGAACGCUUUUCGAGUAGAUGGAUAUGAUUUUGCUCGCGUCUUGAAUGUUUUUUCUUUUCGUUUACGUACGAAUAUUAUAUUUUUUUCUGUUGUAUACAGGAUGCGUGAUUGAAUCUGGAUGUUUUGGAUAGGUAUUGAUUUCGUUCAUUUGCAGGAUGUUAUUUUGUGGCUCGUCCACUUGAGGUGUUCGAGUAUCAUUGCCUACCUAAAAUGUAUCCCGGUACAAUUGGCAACCUGUGUGUUGAGCCAAAUUCGCAGUCUGCCGAAUUGAAAUUUUCCUUGUGCACGCACUCCAGGCAAAGCGGUUUCCAAAUUCGUGCACUUUUCCCAUUAAAACACGUUUUUUUAUUCAUAUGGAUGGUUGAGAAAAAACUUGAGAGGUAUUUUUAUUCAAAUUGUAAGUUCAGGGCUUCAAUUUUGAAAAAAUAAUCACUUCAACCUUUAAUAGAAAAAUAUGGUUGAAAAUCUUUUUUGAGAUUUCCUAUCUGAGAUAGGGAUUUUUUUCUUCCAAAUUAUGGCUCUGAACUCAAUUUUUGAGAGAAAAAAAGACUUCUAAUUUUUUUCUAACCAUUCGUAAAAAUGAUAAAUUUCUUUUAAUAGGAAAAAUUCACGAAUUAGGCAACCGUUCUGCCUAGUACGCCCUUUAGAGCGUUAUAUUUGCCAAAUGCUUCGGCAACUGCGCGAAUUUGGCCUAACUUGUAUACUGUUUUUAAAUGAAAAAUUGUAUGAAAACGUUGUAUACGUUUGAAUAAUUUUUUAACGGAUAACUACGUUUACGCGAUAGAAGGUGACAUAUUUUACGGUCUUCUAUGCAUAUUUUUUUCUGCCUUUGUACAUAAUAUGUAUAUGUAUAUUUUAAUGUAUAACUUUGUGUAAAUUUAAAUAGAGCCGAAAAAUAUUCAAUAUUUGUUAAUUAUGUGAAAUAUUAUGUAUUUAAUUUUCGGUCUUAAUAUAAAUUUUUAUGUAUUGGUA